AUGGGAAACAAUAUGACAUAUAUCACAGAUUUCACCCUCCUGGGGUUUCCCCUUGACCCAGGGAUUCAGAUGCUUCUCUUUGGACUCUUCUCCCUGUUCUAUGCCUUCACCCUGCUGGGGAACGGGGUCAUCCUGGGACUCAUCUCUCUGGACUCCAGACUGCACACCCCCAUGUACUUCUUCCUCUCGCACCUGGCCAUGGUCGACAUUGCCUACGCCUGCAACACGGUGCCCCAGAUGCUGGUGAACCUCCUGGACCCGGCCAGACCCAUCUCCUUUGCUGGCUGCAUGACCCAGACCUUCCUCUUUUUGACAUUUGCUGUCACAGAAUGUCUUCUCCUGGUGGUGAUGUCCUAUGACCGGUAUGUGGCCAUCUGCCACCCGCUCCGCUACUCUGUCAUCAUGAGCUGGAGAGUGUGCGUCAUCCUCGCUGUGAUCUCCUGGACCAUCGGUGUCCUGCUGUCUUUGAUCCAUCUAGUGUUACUUUUGCCCUUACCCUUCUGUAGAUCCCAGAAAAUUAAUCACUUUUUCUGUGAAAUUUCAGCCAUCCUCAAACUGGCUUGUGCAGACACCCAUAUCAAUGAGAUUAUGGUGUUGGCUGGAGCAACAUCUGUGCUGGUGGGGCCCUUCUCCUCCAUUGUCAUCUCAUAUGUAUGUAUCAUCUGUGCCAUCCUUAGGAUCCAGUCGGGGGAGGGGCGCCAGAAGGCCUUCUCCACCUGCUCCUCCCACCUCUGUGUGGUUGGACUCUUUUAUGGCACGGCCAUUAUCACGUAUGUUGGACCCCGACAUGGGAGCCCCAAAGAGCAGAAGAAGUAUCUCCUCUUAUUUCACAGCCUCUUCAAUCCCAUGCUCAACCCCUUGAUCUACAGUCUCAGGAAUGCAGAAGUGAAAAGUGCUUUGAAGAGAGUUCUUGGGCUAGACAGAGCGAGAAAUUGA
Molecule: messenger RNA, 936 nt
Organism: Condylura cristata (star-nosed mole)
Lineage: Eukaryota; Metazoa; Chordata; Mammalia; Eulipotyphla; Talpidae
Product: olfactory receptor 13
Exons: 1
Coding region: 1-936 (311 amino acids)
Biological process (GO): G protein-coupled receptor signaling pathway
Cellular component (GO): membrane
Molecular function (GO): olfactory receptor activity; G protein-coupled receptor activity
Source: RefSeq, a predicted model, not a curated record